AUGCGCGUCUUUAUUGUUACGUGCCUGCUGGGCCUGUCGUUGGCGGCGCCACAAGGAUACAAUUACCAGGCGGCCGGAAAUCUGCAGCUGCCCGGCAUACCCGGCUUAGCCGGGCUGCAACAGCAGCAGGCGGCCAGCCUGGAUGAGCAGCGACUAGUGCAGCAGGCGCUGCAGGCGCCCAAGGUGCAGCAGAUCUUCCAGCAGCAGCAGCCCCAGCAGCAGCAGAUCUUCCAGCAGCAGCAACCCCAGCAGAUCUUCCAGCCGCAGGCCUCCAGCUUUGGCUACAAUCAGCUGCAGCAGCAGCAGCAGCCGCAGUCCUACAGUCCCGUCGUCUCCAAGGACAUCUAUGUGCACGUGCCGCCCGCCGAGGAGCCGGAGGAUCGCUAUCCGCAGCCCGUGCUGCCGGCGGGGCCACCACGCAAGCAUUAUCGCAUUGUGUUCAUCAAGGCGCCGACGCCCAGCAUCAGCAAGGCGGCAGUCCGGGUGCAGCAGGCGCCCGUCGAGGAGAAGACCAUCAUCUAUGUGCUGACCAAGAAGCCGGAUCCGUUGGAGCUGCAAACGGCCAUCGAGGAGGCGGCGCCCAAGCCCAUCAGCAAGCCGGAGGUGUUCUUCAUCAAAUACAAAACGCAGGAGGAAGCGGCGCAUGCGCAGCGCACCAUACAAGCUCAAUACGAUCAGCUGGGCGGCACCACGCAGGUCUCCGACGAGGGCGUGGCACCGGUCACAUCCGUUAUCGGUGCUCUGGAUAAUCAGGUGGGCACAGGUGCAGGGAUUGGCAGCACGGGCGGCCUCACCGGCGCCAUACCCACCAAAUAUUUGCCCGCCCAUCUGCGUGCGUACUGAGAAUUGACUGAGAACUCAAGAAUUGUUGUUAU
This is a messenger RNA of Drosophila montana, 875 nucleotides long. It is a transcript of the gene TwdlG, whose product is annotated as TweedleG. The record is from RefSeq and is a predicted model, not a curated record. The transcript has 3 exons. NCBI's taxonomy places the organism in Eukaryota, Metazoa, Arthropoda, Insecta, Diptera, Drosophilidae. Bases 1 to 843 code for a protein of 280 amino acids.